CUGAGAUGCGAGGAAGCUGGCGCUGACUACUAAUCACAGAGUUGAUCGUCUGAGAUUACCUUUGAAGUCAAUACGGAGAUACUCUGCAACUCCGCACCCACGCGACGCGCCGCAAUAUCGGACUGGACGAAAUCGAAAAGGCAACGCUCUCGACUGCCAUUCCUGUCGGCCACCGUACAUGUGUCGAUACGAGCUUCUUGGACGUGGACUGUUAUAUUGGCAGCGUAAAAGGUCCAGCGUGGACAAGGACACCGCUUUAAGGUAGGCUGGCCUUGUGUGUUACGUCCCUUAAAUCCCUACCUAAACGGCUCUCCAUAGAGAGCCCCGAACAGAAUGCUCCACGAAAUCCUUCUCUCCCUCUCAGGCCAACCGUCACAACUCUUCGAUACCCACUCUGAGCAAGAUGCGGUCUCUGAGGAUGCGUUUCCUCUCCUGUCACCUCCGGAGAAAGCCCUCCUCACCUCCCUUGCCCGUCUGAGCCGACUCCACGCGAAGCUACGAGCUCAUACAGCUCUGAUCUCUUCCUCACACCAUUCUGUCAUAUGCCGGGCUGUUUCAACUGCAAUUAGUACACAGCACCUGGGGGGUUUUCAAAGAAAGGUAUUGGAAGUAGAGAAAGCAAUCUUGGUGGAAGAUAGUGGGUAUGUUGGGGGCUACGGAAUUGUACCGUUGUCAACGAUAGUCGGCGAAUUUUCUCCUUGGACCCGGCGGCUCGAAUGGCUCUGGGAGGUUGCUCGCUUUAUUCUUCCUGACCGCAGGAAAGGCAAUAGCCAAUGUUGUACGGGCGCGGCACUGAUUGACUACCUUCGGGCGGAAUCGCAAACAGGAUAUGUAGACAUUGGAGAGAUGGCACUGCAUCUAAUCAGCGCGGCUGAGACUGCUUGGAUGAGGCAAUUAUCCACGUGGCUACUGUAUGGGAAUCUUCCUGUGCUGGGCAAGGAUGAUUUUUUCAUUCAGGCAGAAAACACGGUGGAGGGCAAUCGCUCUGCAACCGUGGCAGAUUUUGUCUUGCGAACGGACUUGCAACCAAAAUUUGUCUCCUCUGACACGGCGUUAUCCAUCCUAUUCAUUGGGAAGACAUUGAACCUUCUUAGGGCGAAGCGUAGUCCUUCUACCACCGACUCCCCAACAGGUCUUCUAACAUCGUCAGUCACUAUACAUGGCGAACAUAUCGAACAUUUUGCUACUUUGAAGUCUCCCAUAUCGACCUCCAAACUUUCUAAUACUAUAAAUUCCAUCCGAUUAUCCUUGUCGCAAAGUACCCUCUCUAAACUACUGCCACUUCCAAAAAUUCUUGAGAUCUUGACUGUCCUGCACGACUUUUUGUUGCUGAGACGCGGCGAAUUUGCGUCAGCACUUGUAUCGCAUGCUGAUGCUCGUUUGAAUGAAAGACAUCGACGGCCUGGGACUUUGGCCCUCAAAGGAAAGUCUUCUGAGGGUCUACAAGGGCUUGCCAUUAAAGAAGGAGAUGUUGCGAAUGCUCUGUCACAGGCGUGGGCUGAGCUAUAUUCUUUGCAAAACGAGGAAGAUCCUGUAGAUGAUGAGCUUGACCUUGCCAGGGACCUACUACGGUUAUCAAUGAAUGAUAAAAGAAAUGGCCACUCAGUCGCGGCAACACCCUCAGCGGCUGGGCUCGAGCAUAUAGCCAAAAUCUCAGAGAUCCCUUUCGAUGACCUUCUCUUUCCAGCGCCAACAGUCCUUUCAGCACAAGUGCAACCCCCCUUAGAUUUAUUCCUCUCGGCCUCUGAUAUCUUCAUAUAUUCAAAGAUUCACUCCUACCUUCUAGGUAUCCGACGCGCACAAUUGCACUUGGGGGACCUCUGGAAACAUACAUUUCUGCGAAAGAGCCACCCUUCCCCAUGGGGCCCACCCCGGAGCAACUCCGCUUUUGGGCAGGACAAACUCAGAAUGGGGAGGCAAAGAGACAACGCCCGGAUUAGUCAGAUGAGGCCUGUCUGGGCGACAUGCAGUGCCUCCCUGUUUGUGUUGUCGGAAGUCGGCAGCUUCUUCCAAGGGGAGGUUAUCAAUGGCUCUUGGCAGCACUUCCGGGAGUGGAUCGGAGGUGCCCCAGCCUCGUCUACAAAUUCCCGACCGGGGACCUCGUCAUCGUCGUCAAAGAGCAAACACAGCUAUAACAGCAUGGUCUCUGAGGAAACGCCCGGAGCUGGCUCCGAUCGAUUCAGUCAGGGGCCGAGGACACCGCUUGACCCUGAAACACUGACGGUUGCACACCGUCGAUACUUGUUUACCCUGGUGCAGGCGCUAUUCUUGACUGACAGGCCGUUCACCAAAGCCUUACGGUUCUUACUUAUGAGCGUUGACCAUUUUAUCGCUCUUGUGGUUCGUCUGGAAAGCAUUCAGCGCAAUAUGGACUUGGAGACAGACGAAGGUGUUGUGGAUGCCUUGAUCGAUUACGCUGGAGAAGAGAGGGAAGUAUGGCAAGCACUUGGUGCAGCGCGAGGCGAAGUCGAGACGGGAAUCAAGGUUCUUGUGGCACGACUGAAAGACAUCGAUGAUAGCCGGUCUGGUGAGGGACGGACCAUGUUCGAUGUGUCGAAAAGUCCACGUGAAAAGUGGCCAAUAUACCAACAAAAUGGCACAGGCACUGAGACCAAUAUGGGCCACUAUGUGCCUAGGAAGGCAGCCGGGGUGGACCGACUGCUUAUGAAGUUAGACUUCGGGAAUGCAAAUGGAAGCCUCAGGCCCGGAACCGUUCAAGUAUCAGGUGGAUUUGGCAACUACUAACCUGGUAGUGGGAAAUCCGACCCUUGGUUGGGCUACCAUAAAGAAACGAUUUUUAUGAUUAUGGUCAUGUAAUAUAUUUUUAGCAUAAACUUAUAGUUCUUCAGAGAGAAAAAAAGGCAAU
This is a messenger RNA of Aspergillus alliaceus, 2866 nucleotides long. RefSeq names its product putative gamma-tubulin complex component GCP4. The record is from RefSeq and is a predicted model, not a curated record. NCBI's taxonomy places the organism in Eukaryota, Fungi, Ascomycota, Eurotiomycetes, Eurotiales, Aspergillaceae. Gene Ontology annotation, biological process: mitotic cell cycle; cytoplasmic microtubule organization; meiotic cell cycle. Gene Ontology annotation, molecular function: microtubule minus-end binding; gamma-tubulin binding. Gene Ontology annotation, cellular component: spindle pole; centrosome; gamma-tubulin complex. Bases 334 to 2745 code for a protein of 803 amino acids. The transcript has a single exon.